AAGCGUAAAUCUUGUAUUCCCAGCCAUAGUUUCCAGCAAACGAACCACAGAUAACUACGUGUAUUUGACUGGUUGGCCACCAUUUUCUGACCAGUGUAGCUAGCAUGCGCACAUAAACAUAAGGCGAGCGUGGGUGCAUGUGCCAUAACCUUACUAUCUAUGGCCAUAUCAAGGAAAUUGGAAUUAUUGAUAAUAUACAUCUGCAGAGGCGACUCAGUAGUUAACUUACUCCUGUAAGAACAGACAAUGUCACAACCAGCUUGCAGCUGUUGUGUGGAGAAUGUGAAGAGACUCCAGGAGCAAAUAUCGGUCAUGCGGAGGGAGCUGAAAAAUCUAAGACAGCGAGCAGAUGGCUCCAUACGUUCACACAGGAAACACAUGUCUGCUUUACAAUCGGUGUUGUCAACUAUUAGUCAAGACACCCCGCAAACCAAAGUCUUAACACCAAACGCUGGGGGACAGUUAGAAUGGUCUCUGGAGAAAGGAUGCAUUGAAACAGUUCCCAUUGGGUAUAUAAACUCUUGCUUUGCGGGCAAAAAUGGUACUCCACGACAACCUACAGUUUGUGGUCCAUCUCGCGCCACACUAAAGAUUCAGCAGGCUGUCUUCAGCAAUCCGGACCAUCCCCUGAUUGGGCUGGAACAGUACUCACAUGUAUGGAUAAUCUUCCUCUUCCAUAAGAACGGGCACCUGAGCUAUAAGGCCAAAGUGAAGCCUCCACGUCUGAAUGGCCAGAGGGUGGGAGUGUAUUCCACACGCAGCCCCCACCGCCCCAAUGCCCUUGGCUUGACUUUGGCCAAGCUUGAGCGGGUUGCAGGUGAUACACUCCACUUGUUAGGUGUUGACAUGAUUACGGGUACUCCGGUACUGGACAUCAAGCCUUACAUUCCGGACUAUGACUGUCCACGUAUGCGACAUCAUCCAGAGGAGUGUGAUUUGCCCUCAGGUGAGGAGGCAGAGGAUGAAAGCGAGUGCCCUCGGAUAGAUGGAACCAGUCCCUUUGGCCCCAGUGCAGGGACUUUAGACACUAAAGAGUCCUCAUCAACAUUCUGCCCAGCCUCGUCCAAUUCAGAUGACUUGACUCCUCUAGGAGCGGUGCUGUCUGAGGUGAAGGACUAUCUCCACCAGGGGGAGUUUUCCUCAAGCAGGCCUGCUGAAGUUAGGGCAGCGGAAGCGGAGCCCAGUGAUACGGCUCUCUCUGGGCCUCACGAGGAGCUUGAGACCAGGCUUCACUUUGGAGAGGAGUCUUACAGCACUAUUGCUUCCUGGAUCAGACAGCCUCCAGUGAGCAUGCUGGAAGUGCGCUUCACCCAGCACGCUGAGAGAGAGCUCAAAGAGUUCAUGGCCUCUGAUAGUACAGUGAUGGGGAAGCCCAGAUUUAGGUUCCUGAAAGACUCUGAUGAGGCGGUCGCUGCUAUUAGAGCUGUUCUGUCAGCGGACCCUCGUUCCGUUUACCGAAGAACUCGUUGCCAGGAUCGCCUUUUCUACUUCACCAUGGAUACGGCUGACAUCACUUGCUGGUUUGGAGACGGUUUUGCAGAGGUGUUACGAGUUCAGCCUUUGAAACGUUAGUCCCACCAUGGACAUACUCUGUGCUCCUAAAAGUACCCUUUUGUCCCCUUACUCAACGAUUUGUUCUGCAUUUGUAUCACUUGGUUAGUGUUUUAAUCAUGUGCUUCCGAUUAAUUUGACUUUUAAAACGCGAUCCCUAACAACAUUAUAACUGUGUCAUGUAAGUAAAAACAGGUUUCUGUGAA
Messenger RNA from Alosa alosa (allis shad), 1757 nucleotides. RefSeq names its product tRNA methyltransferase O (gene trmo). The coding region runs from base 247 to 1572 and encodes 441 amino acids. The transcript has 6 exons. NCBI's taxonomy places the organism in Eukaryota, Metazoa, Chordata, Actinopteri, Clupeiformes, Clupeidae. The record is from RefSeq and is a predicted model, not a curated record.